CUCGGCUAGGGCGACGGUGUUGACGAAGAUCCUUUUCCACAUGGCCCUUCUUUAACGAAACUGAGUAGAAACAAAUCAUAGUUCAAGAAAGGAACAUUCUCUGAAUUUUGGAAAAUAUCGAUUGAGUUUGAUUACUCAUGAUUCAAGAAGUGCAAAUAUUUAUUUUCAUAUCCUCGCCAAAUGUUAAACGGUAGUGAUGGGGAGAAUGGACUGGUCGGUCUUAGCAGUAUUCAUUGUCCUAAUAUCACUCGUCUGCUCAGCAACUACCUGUCAUCCCUAUCAACAGAUGAAAAUGCGACGAUGCCUAUCAAUGAUGUCGCAUCUAAUACCCCAGAUCCAGCGACACGUCUAGCUGAAGAGAUAUCUCAACGGAAUGCCGUCAUCUACAUCGUGGUUGUCUUGUUCUUCUACUCUUUCGGUAUUGGGAUCAUGAUGAUUAAGUAUAUGCGGAAGGAGGCAAAAGAACAAGAGGAAUUUAAGAUGUAUCGACGCUAUAUGAACGAUGCACAUGAGAAUUAUGUCAAAUCUACUAACCGAGCACGUCUGGCCAAUCGCCUGGCAUUACAGGCUCUUAACAUGGUCAAUGCCAUUCCUCAGACCAGUCAGGUUGGAAGCAAAGUCACCUUUGUGUGACCUUAUAGGGAUGGCUCAUUCGAUGCACCUCUUUCUAGGCAGAAGUACGGUAGCUAUUCGUCAACUUCUACCCUCAAUAACUAGAAUAAUGCCCGUACGAUUGUUUUCAGUUGAAGACAAUGGUGAAUUCUUCUAGAAUUUGCAUUUGAAUAAAAUUUUAACUAAGCAUCUGCAGUAUUGUUGGUGAAGACAAAGUAUUUUGAUGUCUGUGGUAUUUAGCAUUAUGAUGUCUUUACAAUCAAAUCAAGCUAUCAAUUAAAUAUUCUAGUUAACUAAUAGAAGAUCUGAAGGUUUGAUGUCAUUAGAUUGAUUAUCAUCAAGCACAAGGUUUAUGAAGACCAUCAAAUUUUUUACUUCCUUCUUAUCACAAUCGCUGCUGGUUAUGUUAAUUACAGUAAUUUGCAUUUGUAAUUCUUGAGUUAGGACAUAUCUUGCAGCUUUAGAGUUUUAAUAAAUUGUAAUAGGUAGUACAAUGUAGAUUCAGCACUAAUUACGGUCGAGAAACAUAGUUCAAAUUAUGUUUGCAACGCAACUGUUCAUAAGUUGUUAGGUCACAGAUUAGAUUGUGAAUUAGACUGUGUUACAAACAGCAUCUAAGCGACAUUUUUAAAUCAGAAGGAUUUUAAUUACAUAACUUUUAAAUUGAAUUUCACAUGACAAAUUAUUUACCUGUAAAUAGAGAGUAUAAACUCAAACACUUAUCUUCCCCAGUGGAAGUAAAUAGUCUGAAUUGUUCAGGAUCUCUUCCAUUCUGCAGUACAUUGUAAAUAUCAUUAUCUAUACAACGGCUGCGCUUAAAGUUUAAAAAUUUUUAAAACUAUAUUUUAAGUGUAAUUUUAUAUAAUGAUAAAAUAAUAAUUAUGAGAAAAUUUUGCAUUAGAACUACAGAUACAUAUCAGUCCUUUAUUUCAGAUCUAGGUUUUGAAUUUUGUAUAAAAAUAAUGUCUUAAUAUUUGUAUUCAUUUCUGCUAUGAGAAUUUUUCUAAAUUACAAAAUUUUAAUUAGAAAUUUUUAAAAAGUAGAUGUAAUCAAUUGAUAUCGCUUUGUUCUAAUGAGUUAUUUCUUAUCUGUUUAUACGUCAUUACGUUUGGACAGGAAUUCUCUUUCCAGCACUCUUUAUUUUCAAUUCCUUAGUGGCAUCUUCGAAUUUUAGUAUAUAUCUAAUUAUAUCGCUCACUGAUUUUAAUCGAAUUUAGCUUUUAAGUUCAAUUUCACAAAUUAUGCAUCCUGGAAACUUGAUAAACUAAUAGGAUAGUACUUGACCAUAUUUUAGAAAGUAUGUUUUAUAUGUAUUUUAAGUAUUUUGUAUUUUGUAAAAGUAUUUUGUUAUAUUUUGUUUGUUUCAUGUGUUUUAAAACAUGGUUUUUUUAAUUGAACAUUACUA
Stegodyphus dumicola is the source of this 2017-nucleotide messenger RNA. RefSeq lists its product as uncharacterized. NCBI's taxonomy places the organism in Eukaryota, Metazoa, Arthropoda, Arachnida, Araneae, Eresidae. The record is from RefSeq and is a predicted model, not a curated record.